Molecule: messenger RNA, 1176 nt
Organism: Theileria orientalis strain Shintoku
Lineage: Eukaryota; Apicomplexa; Aconoidasida; Piroplasmida; Theileriidae
Exons: 5
Coding region: 1-1176 (391 amino acids)
Biological process (GO): RNA processing
Molecular function (GO): RNA methyltransferase activity; RNA binding
Source: RefSeq, a predicted model, not a curated record
AUGUCUACUUCUGAGGUUGUCGGAAAACUGUUAGAACAGCUUAGAAGUAGGGCCAGUUUGCACGUACAGAGGAGCAAGAAGCUCAAGGACCGUUUAAAGCCAGAAUCUGCCAAAAAUAAUGUAAACAACGUGGUUGUAAGGAGGAGGUUUACCCCCAGGCCUUUGGUCAGCGCCUCCAGCUCUGAUUACUUCACUCGCUUGGUCAACAGUUCCCCAAAACCACUAGUUUUAAGGUCUGUGCACCAUCCCGUGACAAACCACUUGUUAAAAUUGAGUCAAAGUUCCAAUUACAGGCACGUGCAUAUACAUAGAUGCAUACACAUGAGGAGUUACAGGGGACUUGUUUUACUCUCAAGCUUAAAGUUAAUUAAGGAGUACUGCUCCAGAAAUGGGCCAUGCCAUAGGAUUUACACAACCUCGCACUCGAACAAGUUACUCUCGGACCCUGGUGUCAAGUUUGACAAGGUUCUAAUAGUGUCAAAAAAGCUACUUCAAAAGAUUGGGAACUUGUACUCGUAUAAAAACGGGUUGGUAGCCGAGGUCCCAUUACCUGAACCCUCUAGUAGUCUAGGGGUUCCGAGACUUGUUCUGGCUGUUUGCCCAAGUAAUAAGGCGAAGAGUAGGAUUAGCGGAGCCAAUUUGGGUACCAUUAUAAGGUCAGCCCAGGCCCUCGAAUGGCAGGGGGUAUACGUACUCAAAAAUGACCAGAUUGACCUUUUCGACCCACUCACAAUAAGAUCGUCACAGUACUCCCUUUCCACUCUACCUUACCUCAAGGGAACUGUCAGCGAGAUUAUAGAAUUCAUUAAGAGUAAUAAUCUGUUGGCUUGCCACUGUGCAAAUGAUGGAAUCAGUGUGGAAUCUGAUGAAUUUUCAGAUAAAUUAAGGUCACACUGUGGAUUAAUGCUAAUAAUCGGACACAUUCCACACGAACUUUACACAUUGAGCAACAAGAUCUCGGUUAAAUCGACACAUCUUUCACCCAGUAUCGACAAUGGUAACAGUGUUGGCAAUAGUACUGACUUUAGUUUAUCCGGUGAUUCAAUUUCUGAGCCUAUUGGAGCUUGUAGUGUUAAAUACAGUUUGGAUGACCAAGUUCAAACUGGAAUUGCCAUGUACUUGAUUAAAAAGCUAUACUUUAAGCACGUCUCGGCUUCUCCAUUCAUCAUGAGCUGA